CAUCGUGUGCGUGUGUGUUUGUAUGUGUGUCAAACAAUGUGCGUGCCAGCGCUAUUUUUUGUUGCCUUUGCCAGCCACCUCCGCUUCCUUGUUUAGCAUUGUUGCAUAGAAUCGCAAGACGGCGAUUGCGACUAAAAUAUAAAUGUAAUUAAUGUUAAAUAUAUACAUAUAUAUACACACACAACAAUAGGCAGGCAAUAGGCAGCAGCGACCGCAAUAAACAUAACAAAAGUGUGCCCAGCUGUGGCCAAUUGAAGUAGCCGCAGUAAAGUGAAGCGAAAAGGAACCAGAAAAUAUCAACAAUCGAAUGCAGCCGCAAGCAAAAUUACAUAUCUGUAUGUGUGUGUAUGUGUAUGUGUGUGCAUAUAUAAAUAGUAACUAGUGCAUUGGCAAAUUGAAAUGUAAACGCACACACGCACAAGCCUGCGUACACGCGUGUCUGUCUGUCUGUCUGUCUGUCUGUGUGUGUGUGUGUGUAUAUGAGCGUUGUUCAGCGAUUACAUAAAGAAAAUACCAACUGCAGCAACAGCAACAACAACUACAAUAAAAUGCAAUAAAAAGCAAUUAAACAUAUUUAAAGUUAACCCAAAUACAAAGCACAAAAUGUCGGGCCAACAACAAUAAUCAACGCAACAAACGCAACAAAAGGGAUUUUCGAAGAAGGGCUGGAGGAUGCCCAUCAUUGGAAACUGUCAUACUCAUCAGAUUUGCAUAGCCUUAACGGCUUUGGAACCGGCCGAAAGGCAGCUGCCAGCCAACAAAUGCUAAAGAAAUGCGAAAUGUUAACAAAGGCGACAAACUUAACGCUAAAUGCGACGAUUCCAAUGUGUGAGCAGCACGGACUCUAGCAAAACUCGCAUAAAGCGUCAGUGAGAAAGAGAGACAGAGAGUGGGGGUGAGAGAGAUAGAGAGAGAGAGGGGGGGAAAAUUGUAAGCAAGACAUGCAACAACAAUAGCAACCCGGGCACCCAGGCACAAGGACAUUAACGAGGACAAUCAGUCAAGAUGAGUGAUGAUCAGACGCUCGCUGCGCAGAAUGAAGAUAAAGUUGCCAAACAGCAGGUCGUCGCGUACACGCAAAAGUCGCAGGUCAAGCACGAGACUCGCCACAUUCAGCUGGUGCGCGAAUAUGGCUUCCAUCCGCGCACCAAAGCCUCCGUGGAGGACGGCGACGUGUUGCCCCGAAAGUUUGAGCCCUUUCCGGAGGACAUGUACGGCAAGCCGCUUGAGGAGAUUGACACCUUUAUAUACGAGGAGACAUUUUGCGUAGUAUCAAAGCGAUUCCGAAAGAAUUACAUACACCGGUUUACGGGCACCAAAAGCCUAUUUCUCUUCCAUCCAUGGAGUCAAUGGCGACGCGUAUGUGUCUACAUUGCCACAAAUCAAUUUUUCGACUACUGCGUGAUGGCAACCAUUCUCUUCAACUGCAUUUUCCUAGCCAUGACGGAGACCGUGGAGGAAGCUGAAUAUAUCUUCCUAGCCAUUUACUCAAUUGAAAUGGUAAUCAAAAUCAUUGCCAAAGGCUUUUUGCUCAACAAGUACACGUAUUUGCGUAAUCCAUGGAAUUGGCUGGACUUUGUGGUUAUCACCAGUGGAUAUGCGACCAUUGGCAUGGAGGUGGGCAAUCUGGCUGGUUUGCGGACAUUUCGUGUGCUGCGCGCCCUAAAGACGGUGUCCAUCAUGCCCGGCCUGAAGACAAUUAUUAACGCACUCUUGCAUUCGUUUCGCCAAUUGGCGGAGGUCAUGACAUUGACCAUCUUCUGCCUGAUGGUGUUUGCCCUCUUCGCGCUGCAGGUCUACAUGGGGGAAUUGCGCAACAAAUGCGUACGCAAUGUGCCCACAGAUUGGACCAACAUAUCGCAUCUGGAUUGGAAAAUUUGGGUCAACGAUACGGACAACUGGCUGUACGAUGAUGAGGAGCUGCCCACGAUCUGCGGCAAUCUGACGGGCGCCCGCCAUUGCCCGCUCGGCUUCAUGUGCAUCUGCGUCGGCGACAAUCCCAAUCACGGCUACACGAACUUCGACAACUUCAUGUGGUCCAUGCUGACAACGUUCCAAUUGAUCACACUGGACUACUGGGAGAACGUUUACAAUAUGGUGCUGGCGGCUUGCGGUCCAAUGAGCGUCAUAUUUUUUACUGUGGUUGUGUUUUUCGGCUCAUUCUACUUAAUUAAUCUGAUGUUGGCUGUCGUCGCAUUGAGCUACGAGGAGGAGGCGGAGAUAACAAAUGAGGAGCGCAAAAAAGAUCUGUUGGAUCAUCGUGACGAUUCCACGUUUAGCUUUGAUCCAUCUGUGCUGAACGUGAAGAAGCUCAGCAAGAACAACAAAAAGAAGAUCGACUCACGCAAAGGCGUGCUCCUGGCCUCCUACAGCAAGAAGAAGACGCGCCGAAAAAAGACCAAAGGCGGCAAAGAUAAUACCAGCAACAAUGGCAGCAAUGGCGUCGAGCAGGAACACAUUAAAUCUCUCUCGGCAACGCCCAGCCCUGGACCCAGUCCGCGCAACAGCACCACAGAGCGUCCCUCGGCGCUGGCCCUGCAGGCGCAGCAGCAAAUGGAGCAGCAACAACAACAACAGCAGCAGCAACAGCAGCUUGUCCAAACGGAAACGGCGGCCACCUCGCAGUCGAAGACACGCAUCAGCUUUAGGGAGGGCAGCAUAAAGAAUCCCAACAUGCUGUACCCCUCGGACUACAAGGGUCAGCUGAUGACGAGCAGUCGCCAGACCAGCUCGAAUUCAAGUGGCGGCGUCAAUCGCGAGUCCUCUCAGGAUGAUUCCGGCGUUGUCGAUGAUCACGAGGAGCAGGACACGGCCAACGAAAUGGGACAUGUCUCCACCGUGGAGCUGGCGCUGUCGCCGCGCGAGGUGCGCCUAAUCAAAUGCAACGGCAAUAUUGCGCGCAUCAAAAAUCACAAUGUCUAUGCUCUGCAUCAAGAGUAUUCCUCAGAGGUGGUCGUGAUUGAUGACCUGCCCGAUCGGAAUUGUGAUCGCUGCGUGCACUGCUGCGCGGAUUACGAGAGCUGGCUGCAGUUUCAGAACUGUCUCUACAAGGUGGUGCGAGAUCCGCUCUUCGAACUGGCCAUUACGCUGUGCAUUGUCUUGAACACCGCUUUUCUGGCCAUGGAGCAUCAUGGCAUGAGCGAGAGCUUUCGCAAUGCCCUCGAUGUGGGCAAUAAGGUCUUUACGUCCAUUUUCACAUUCGAGUGCAUUGUCAAGCUGAUGGCCCUCUCCAAGGAGUUCUUCCUGUGCGGCUGGAACAUAUUCGAUCUGAUCAUUGUCACAGCCAGCCUGCUGGAUAUCAUCUUCGAGCUGGUCGAUGGCCUCAGCGUGUUGCGCGGCCUGCGCUUGUUGCGCGUGCUGAAGCUGGCACAGUCUUGGACAACGAUGAAGGUGCUGUUGAGCAUCAUUAUAUCGACGAUUGGUGCGCUCGGCAACCUCACGUUGAUCCUUGUUAUAGUCAUCUAUAUAUUUGCCGUGAUCGGCAUGCAAUUGUUUUCCAAAGACUACACAGCCGAAAAGUUUGCGCCAGAUCCCGUGCCCAGAUGGAAUUUCAAUGAUUUCUUUCACUCGUUCAUGAUGAUUUUUCGCAUAUUGUGUGGCGAAUGGAUUGAACCGCUCUGGGAUUGUAUGCGCGCCGAAGAGGAGCAAGGCGCCUCGACCUGCUUCGCCAUAUUUUUGCCCACUCUGGUGAUGGGAAACUUCAUGGUCCUAAACUUGUUCUUGGCCCUGUUGCUCAACAGCUUCAAUUCCGAGGAGCUAAAAUCCAAGAAAGAGGAGGUGGGCGAGGAGUCAAAAUUGGCCCGCAGCAUUGAGCGUGUGCGCGAUCUGAUACGCAAGAAGCGACAGGAGCGCAAGGAUCGCAAGGAGCGCAAGUACGCGGAAAAGUUUCAACAGAUUGUGCUCGAGGCGCAGCAGGCGCAUGUCGCAGCCAGAGAAAUGGACAAGUCCGGCCUGCUGGCGGAAACAAAGUUCCAUAGAUUAAGCUACCAGGAAUCUAUGAAUCGACCAGUUUCUGGCUCGGAUUUUGGCUUCCAAAUUCCGCUCAGCGAUGGCCUGCACACCAUAGUCGAUGGCCUCGAGUACGAUGAGACGGCAGAGGCAGCAGACCAGCAGCAGCAGCAGCAACAGUUGCAGCAGCCGGCUGCUGAUUAUCUGCCACCGACUUACGAGUGCGCCAUGCUGUCCGCCACGAGCAAUGGCAACAGCAAUGGGGGCGACAACAAUCUCACGUCGAUGGCGGGCAGAUUGCAGCAUCAGAUCUCCUCGGGCGUGGGCACACAGCAGAACGAUUCGCGUGACGAGGCCACCUACACAGAGUCCAUAGAGCUGCGCCUGCUGGGCCAGUACAAUUCGACGGACACAGAUCCCUAUGCCUAUGCGGCGGAUCAGCGCAGCGGCUCGUUUGCGCGCGGCGAUUCGCUGCAGGACACCGACGAGGCCUAUCUCAAGUAUCAAAAGUCGCUGUUAACACGUUCGCCCAGCUACCGCAAGUCGCUGGAUCGCCUGUCGCAGUCCAGCGGGCAAUCGCAGCGUUCGCUGCUGCCCUCGCGCAGCCUCAAGUCGGAGGAGAGCGCCAUGCGGCGGCACUCGAGCGGGCACUCGCUAAACUCCAUAUCCCUGGAGCAGGAUGAGCUGCUGUCGCAGCAGGCGAAUCUGCGCGAGGAGCUGCUCAAUUGCGAUCAGAAGGAGCUGUUUCAGUUUUUGCAGGAGGACGACGAGCUGCUGGCCAAAAAGAAGACAACCACCAGCAGCAUCAAGUCGAAUCUCAGCUACAUAUCCAAUUCCAUAAUGCAAACGCUGGACUCCAGGCACUCCAGCACUGGCAAUGGGCAGCAGGAGAGCGAACCGCUGAUGGAGCACUCCGAAUUCGACAAUAUCAUACAGAGUUUCGAGAAGGAGCUGGAGGAGAUCAAGCGUUCGACCAGCUCGCUGGAGCGCAAAAUCUCCACGCUCGCUGAGCCCUCGCCAGCUGCCGAUGAGGCGACCAAGGCCAUAAUGGAUCAUAUUGCUGUGAUAACCGGCGCCUCGGAGCGCACCGCUGCCGAUGAGGUGGUGCAUCCGCUGAAUCCUUACGAUAGCUACGAUCUGUCCAGUGUGCCGCGACGCUCGCAGUCCGUCAGCGCCGCCGCCCAGCGUCAGUCCGUCAAGCUGAAGCGUCGCAGCCUAGAAAAGCAGCGCAAAAUCGACGAGGACUUUAGCAUAUCGAACGAAAUACGCAAAAUCUGUGAUCAAAUACACGCACCCUUCGCGGCCAUGGAGGCGCUGGCCGUCGCAGCCACCAGUGGCAGCAGCAGCACCGGCGGCGGGCAGUCGCCCUUCAUGCGCCGCAAGAAUGAUCCGUUUAGCGUGCAGUUCGAUCGCUUUAAGCGCCUGUCGCUGAUCGAACGCGUCGAGGAGCUGCCCGAGGAGGAUAAGCCCAUAUCGACGCUGCGCAUCGAGUCGGAGAAGAUGCCGCGCAAGUUUCACAACAGCGAACAGCUGCGCCUCGACAGCCUCUCGCUGAAGAGCACCAAUUCGUAUGAGAAUUUGCUCAUACAGAAACAGCAAAUGUGCCGCGAGGCCAACAAUCCGAAUGGAGGUGUGCCGGCAACGCCGCCAACAUCCCUGAAAUCGAGCAUAGAGCCACCGACACUGGCGCAAAUUUCAUCGCUAAAGGCAACACCGCCGCUGGCUGCCCUCACUGAGCACCAGCAGCACUAUCAUGCCACAAGCAUACAAACCACAAUUGCAACAACAGCAGCCGCAACAAAAACAAUGCACCCAACGGCUGUGGGCGCGGGCGCAUCCAAGCGCCGCGCCGAGCAUCCACAAUCGAGACUAGACAAAGCCGCUUCCUUUCAAUCGGGCCGCACCGAAUCGCGCAGCUCGGGCGCCGCCGAUAACAGUAGCUCGGCACACGCCGGUCCACGCUCCAUGUCCAAUGGCCAGCAACCAGAGCGGGCUAGCGAGAAGACUGAGCCGAUGGCGGCGACAACAAAGCCGUCGGCGUUUUCACGACUGACCGAAAAACCAUGGCAUUGUCUGGUUUCCUACGUAGACGAUCUCACUGUCGGUGGGAGACGUAACUCGCAGGGCGCCUACAAUGACCCCAUGACUUUUCCGAGCUAUGGCCAGACAAAGCCGCCAAAAGUGCCAGAUGAUUGCUUCCCACAAAAGUGCUACGAUCACUUUUACUUCCGCUGUCCCUGGUUCAUGUCCUGCAUGGACACACCGAGCGCCAAGCAUUGGACACGCGUGCGAACGGCUGUCUUGACGGUUGUCGAUACUCCAGCCUUUGAGUGGUUUGUGCUAGUGUUGAUCUUUGCGUCGAGUAUUACGCUCUGCUUCGAGGACAUCUAUUUGGAUAGCAAUAAGACGCUGAAGCGUGUGCUCUACUGGACGAAUUUCUCCUUUAGCCUGAUCUUUGUACUGGAAAUGGUGCUCAAGUGGCUGGCGCUGGGCUUCUCCAAAUAUUUUACCAGCUUUUGGACCAUACUCGAUUUUAUCAUAGUGUUUGUCUCCGUUUUCUCGCUCCUCAUUGAAGAGAAUGAGAACCUUAAGGUCCUGCGCUCACUGCGCACCCUGCGCGCCCUGCGUCCACUGAGAGCGAUCUCUAGGUGGCAAGGAAUGCGGAUUGUAGUAAAUGCUCUCAUGUAUGCAAUACCAUCAAUUUUCAAUGUACUUUUGGUUUGUUUAGUUUUUUGGUUAAUUUUCUCAAUAAUGGGUGUACAAUUCUUUGGUGGUAAAUUUUUCAAAUGCGUCAAUGAAUUGGGCGAAUUGCUGCCAAUUACUGUAAGUAUGCCGAACAGACCGCCCCAAGCAGGCGAAUCCCAAUUACCCAACCACAUUGCCCAAGCUCCAAUUAAUAUGUUUUCCAUUUGCAACUUACAGGAGGUCAACGAUAAGUGGGACUGCAUCGAGCAGAACUACACGUGGAUCAAUUCGAAAAUCACCUUCGAUCAUGUGGGCAUGGGCUACUUGGCGCUGCUGCAGGUGGCCACCUUUGAGGGCUGGAUGGAGGUGAUGGCGGAUGCUGUAGAUGCGCGUGGCGUUGAUCUGCAGCCGCAGCGCGAGGCCAAUUUAUAUGCGUAUAUUUAUUUUGUUAUAUUUAUUGUGUGCGGAUCGUUCUUUACGCUCAAUCUGUUCAUUGGAGUUAUCAUUGAUAACUUCAAUAUGCUCAAGAAGAAGUAUGAAGGAGGAGUGUUGGAAAUGUUUCUCACCGAAUCUCAAAAACAUUAUUACACCGCUAUGAAAAAAUUGGGACGAAAGAAACCACAGAAAGUUAUUAAGCGACCUAUAAAUCAUUUUUUAGCUAUGUUUUAUGAUUUAUCCAAUUCGAGAAGAUUCGAAAUAGCGAUCUUUGUACUGAUUUUUCUAAAUAUGCUUACCAUGGGCAUUGAGCACUACGAUCAGCCCCAUGCCGUAUUCUUUAUAUUGGAAGUGAGCAAUGCAUUUUUCACCACGGUCUUUGGGCUCGAGGCCAUCGUUAAGAUUGUGGGGCUGCGUUAUCAUUACUUCACGGUGCCUUGGAAUGUGUUUGACUUCCUGCUGGUGCUGGCCUCCAUCUUCGGCAUACUCAUGGAGGACAUUAUGAUUGAUUUGCCCAUCAGCCCGACACUGUUGCGUGUGGUGCGCGUCUUUCGUAUUGGACGCAUCCUGCGACUGAUCAAGGCUGCCAAGGGCAUACGCAAGUUGCUGUUCGCUUUGGUCGUUUCGCUGCCGGCGCUCUUCAAUAUUGGCGCCCUGCUUGGGCUGAUAACAUUCAUCUAUGCCAUACUGGGCAUGUCACUGUUCGGACAUGUGAAGCUGCAGGGCGCCCUGGAUGAUAUGGUAAACUUUCAGACAUUUGGGCGCAGCAUGCAGCUGUUGUUUCGCCUGAUGACCUCGGCGGGCUGGAACGAUGUACUGGAGUCGCUGAUGAUACAGCCGCCGGUCUGUGAUCCGUUCUUCAAUAGGCAGACGAAUGGCGACUGCGGCCAUCCACUGCUGGCGAUUACCUACUUUACGAGCUUCAUUAUAAUCAGUUAUAUGAUUGUGAUUAACAUGUACAUUGCCAUCAUUCUGGAGAAUUUCAAUCAGGCGCAUCAGGAGGAGGAGAUUGGCAUUGUUGAAGAUGACUUGGAAAUGUUUUACAUACGUUGGUCCAAAUAUGAUCCACAUGCCACCCAAUUUAUACACUUCUCGCAACUGUCCGAUUUUAUUGCCUCACUCGAUCCACCAUUGGGCAUCUCGAAGCCCAAUAAUGUCGCUUUAGUGUCAUUUAAUCUGCCCAUCUCUAAGGGCAAUAAAAUACACUGUCUCGACAUUUUGCACGCGCUAGUUAAGCACGUGCUAGGUCAUGUCGAGGAGACCGAUAACUUCAAACAGUUGCAGGAACAAAUGGAUGUCAAGUUCAAGAAACAGUUUCCAACACGCAAAGAAUUGGAAAUUGUUUCGUCGACGCGGAUCUGGAAGCGCCAGGAAAAGGCAGCCAAGACCAUACAGACCGGCUGGAAAGACUAUUUGCGUCGCAAGCUGGAAAAGGAACGUUCCAAUUCUGGCGACAGCGCAACGCAAACAUCCAGCCCUGGCGGCUGGCAAUCGAAGCUCUCCGCGCUCAAUUUCUUCCAUCUGCAGGUGAGUCGUCGCGGCACAGCCUGCUCCAGUCGCGCCUCCUCACGCAAAUCUUCACGUGCCUCGGAUGGCUCCGAUCUCAGCGAGCUGGCCGGACCCUGGCUUAAUCUGCCGCUUAUGCUUGUCUCGGGCGCCGAUGAUGUGGUCAAGGAUAUCAAACAGCAGAGCGACGAGCUGGGCAAACGCGGUAGCAUAUUUGUGGAAGCGCCUAGAGCAAAUCGUCGCCGAAGCUUUUAUAAUUUCUUUUUGCGUCAUCAGGAUGCUGUCGAUGACAGCUUAACCUCACCUUCAGUACAUAGAAAAACUGCAAUGAACACCAACAACACCACAACCUCAACCUCCACAUCCGCCUCUGCCUCCGCCUCCGUCUCUGCUAGCGCCACCAACGUUGAAUGUGACAAGCAAACGCAACACCAACACCAACAACCGGUGGCGCCAACUCCAACGCGUAAGCGCGCGUCUAGUUUUAUACGCAAGAAACCGCCCCUAGAAAGAGGUUUGUCAGCACAAAGCGCUUUAAGAGUUAACAAGAACGCUUAUGUCUCGGAGGCCCCAGCACCGGAGGUGAUUGUGACGAAGCCAUCGCCGGAGCAGCAAACGCAUCCGCACGUGCAUGCACUCGGCCUGCGGCCGGACAAUGCGACGCUGGUGCAUGUGCUGGUGCAUCGCGAGAGCGAGGAGUACAAGGAGGAGGACGAGUGUAGCCUAUCGUCGCCUGGCCAUGGCUCGACAAACGGCAAUGGUCAUGAGAAGCCAAAACCUCCGCAAAUACGCAUCAGCACAGGCUCAUCCGAGAGCGCAAUGGACAGCAGCUUAAUGCCUACGGUACAAAUAAUGGUCGACAGCCCAAAGGAGCCGCCACGUGGCGAUUUCAGCACUGACAGCGGCUAUCCAAAUGUUGCCUAUACGCCGCCUCAGCCGCCGACCAUCGAUGUGGAUGCGCCCAUCGAUGUCAAUGUGCAGGGCGAUACAUCGCAAGUGUUCUAUGACUACAAUCCCGAGUCCAAUAUUGAUAAUACAAAUGAUAUAGUCCCAUUGGAGGAGCAGCCGCAAGCGCCGCCCGAUGCUGAAAAUAAACAGAGAUGACCUUCAGUUAACAUGGAAGCGCAGCUGCCACAGCCGGAACAGAAGCAGCACACAGGUAGGAUAAGCAGCAGCAGUAGCAGCAGCGAGACGAGCAGCUGCACCAGCAGCGCCAGCAGCAGCACCUCAACAGCUAGCCAGUCAACUGGUGCCGUCGGGCAGCGUCCAAGUUGACAAUCUCCAGUCUGAGAGCACAUUCAAUGUGCGUAUGGGCGAGUAUUUUUAAUUGCUUAGAGCUAGGCACGGGGCGAACGUUUGCCCCUUUGUUAUUCUAGUCGAUUAAUAAUUUAUAUAUAUAUAUAUAUAUAUAUAUAUAUAUAUAUAUAUAUAUACAUAGUCGCUUUAUACGAUACUUAAACAGAACUAUCCAAUGUUUAUAUCAUUCAUAUAUAUAUAUAUAUAUAUGUAUAAGUCUUGGCAACAGUGCGCUGUGCGUCCAGCCAAGUGUAGCCUAGUCCUAGUCCUAGUCCUAGAUUAGUUUACGAAAUCAAUAUAAACUCUGUGUUAACAAAACGUGCAUUAACCCGUACAGUGCGUACACGUUGUAAUACUCAAAUCAAAUCAAAACCAAACAAAUUAAAACACUAACAUUAAUGGUAAAAUGUAACAUUAACAUUAACAUUAACUUGAUAUAUGAUAUAGUUAUGUAUAAAUAGGUACUAACUAAUUGGUUGGUUUUUCGUUAUGUCAGUCUGUCAGUCAGUCAGUCAAUCAAUCAGUCAGCCAAGUGACCGAUUUCGAAGAUAUUUUAAAGGUUGUUUUUUAAUUGAUUAUACAAUACAAUACAAUACAAUACAAUACAAUACGAUACAUACGUAGAUAUAUACCUACAUACAUAUUGUAACUAACAAUCGCGUCGUAGACUUAGGCCUUUAUUCGUAAAGAUAGAUUUUGUUUUUCU
Molecule: messenger RNA, 10576 nt
Organism: Drosophila virilis
Lineage: Eukaryota; Metazoa; Arthropoda; Insecta; Diptera; Drosophilidae
Source: RefSeq, a predicted model, not a curated record